This is a messenger RNA of Salvia splendens (bonfire salvia), 1853 nucleotides long. RefSeq names its product transcription factor DIVARICATA. Gene Ontology annotation, molecular function: DNA binding. Bases 709 to 1560 code for a protein of 283 amino acids. The record is from RefSeq and is a predicted model, not a curated record. The transcript has 2 exons. Lineage: Eukaryota; Viridiplantae; Streptophyta; Magnoliopsida; Lamiales; Lamiaceae.
CCUACACUCGGCGGAUCCAUCUUCCCUCCCUCUCUCUGUCUCUCCCUGUACGGGGUCAGGCGAGUUGAGAUUCAUUUCUUGAAACCUGCUAAGUAGAUAGCUCUUGUUUCUCCCCUGCUCUCACAUCAAGGAGGAGAAGAGGAAAAAGCAAGAAAGCAGAAGCCUUUUCCCACUUUUUUUUUGUCACAAAAUCCUAUUAACCCCCCUCUCUCCCUUUCUCUCUCUCUCAUAAUUCAAGAGUUUCUCUCACUCAUCAAGAGCUUCCAUCAUCCAGCUUUUCCAUCAUCCCUUUUGCAGCCAUCAGGUUUUCUUUGUUGCCAAAUCAGUGACUCCCAUCACCCUAGAAAAAAUCCCUUUUCCUCAGGUCAAUCAAACUUCUAUCCCUUGCUUCCAAGAUUUGACUUUUUUCUUCUGGAUAUUCUCAGAUCUUAGUCAAUGGUUUUAGUCUCUGAAAUUCAGUAAAAAUCCCAUCUUGAUUUAAUCUCUAGGUUUAGUACCCCAAAUUGAGAGGAUUUUUCAAUUUUCCAAAGUGGGGUUUUUUUUCUUUUCUUUUUGAGAUUCCUCCAAGUGAGGUGGAUGUGGAGGAAAAAGGUAUUCUGAUUCCUCCCAACACCAAAAUGCUUCUUCCCUGAUUUAACAUUGAUUUAUGCCAUUCCCAACCUUCCCACCUCUCCGCACUUGUCUCUUUUUCUCUCUCAAAGGUGGGACAUGGAGAUCUUAUCACCAAGCUCUUAUUUUUCGAAUUCAAGCUGGCUUCUUGAUGACAGCAGGUGGAGCGCCGCCGAGAACAAGCUCUUUGAGAAUGCCCUCGCAUUGUUCGACGAGAACACGCCGGACAGGUGGCAGAAGGUAGCCGCGAUGGUGCCCGGGAAAACUGUCGGCGAUGUUAUUAGGCAGUAUAAAGAAUUGGAAGAUGAUGUCAGCAGUAUUGAGGCAGGGCUCAUCCCUGUUCCAGGCUACACCACUUCCUCUCCUUUUACUCUUGAAUGGGGCCAUGGCUAUGUGAAUUCCUUCGCCGCUGGGAGGAAGGCUCAGCCACCAGGGAGGCCGUCGGAGCAUGAGAGGAAGAAGGGGGUGCCUUGGACAGAGGAGGAGCAUAAAUUGUUCUUGAUGGGGCUGAAGAAGUAUGGAAAAGGAGACUGGAGAAACAUAUCUAGGAAUUUUGUAAUCACAAGAACUCCAACACAAGUAGCUAGCCACGCCCAAAAAUACUUCAUCCGGCAGCUCUCGGGUGGCAAGGACAAACGGCGAGCCAGCAUUCACGACAUCACGACAAUGAACCUCAACGAACACCAGGCGCCUUCCCCAGAGAGGAAGAAGCAGCCCUCAAUUCUUUCCCCCAAGUCGGAGAAGCUGCCGAGCUAUCCAUGGAGUCAGGCUAGCAAUGAUGCCAUCAUAGGGUUCAGCUCACUAUGCCAUGGAAAUAUGUUUGCCUCCUCGCCUUACAGCAUAGGCUCGUUCGGCCAGCACCUGCAACGGGGCAUGGUGCAUGACGCGUUCAUGGGGUCCCAAAAUGCGCUGUUUCAGAUGCAGCCCGAGCUGCACUACCCCAAUGCAUGAUGAUGGAUGCAUUUGAUCUUGUUGGUUUGAGAAAUGCAUAGUUAAGAAUUGUAGCCUAAAAGCUUAGCUUUGUUUGUGAUUUUUCUUGAUUUCCCCUUUUUGUGAAUAUGUUGAGAUUUGGCAUUUGAGUUAGAACAGUGUUGGUAGAUAUGAAGAAAAAAAGGAUAGAUAAAUAUUAAUCUCAAAACGCCAAGGAUUGAAAGUAAACAAUCUUCAUGUCAUUCUCCUUGUAAUUAAAAAAAAGAUCUAAGAUCCAUCAAUCAUUGGUGGACUUAUAUUAGUCCAUUUUGCUA